Messenger RNA from Rubroshorea leprosula, 1566 nucleotides. The record is from the annotation of a GenBank genome assembly. Lineage: Eukaryota; Viridiplantae; Streptophyta; Magnoliopsida; Malvales; Dipterocarpaceae.
GGGAACACACACCAACUCCUUUAGCAAUAACAUUUAUCUCUACUCUUUCUCUUAAACAAAGACAAAAUUUCAUUUCCAUGGCAUCACCAUCAGCUUCCCUAGUAUUCAAGGUCCGCAGGCGCAAGCCGGAGCUAAUAGCUCCGGCAAAGGCCACCCCUCGAGAGUACAAGCCGCUCUCGGACAUUGAUGACCAGGAGGGUCUCCGAUUCCAGAUUCCGGUGAUCCAAUUUUAUAGGUACAACCCUUCAAUGCAAGGGAAAGACCCCGCUAGGAUUAUUAAGGAGGCACUUGCAAAAACCCUAGUGUUUUACUAUCCAUUUGCCGGGAGACUUAGGGAGGGGCCUGACCGCAAACUUUUUGUCGACUGCACUGGGGAGGGUGUCUUGUUCAUUGAGGCAGAUGCAGAUGUCUCCCUUGAGCAGUUUGGCGAUGCUCUCCAACCACCCUUCCCUUGUUUGGAGGAGCUCCUUUAUGACGUUCCUGGAUCCGGUGGAGUGCUCAACUGCCCGUUGUUGCUUAUUCAGGUAACAAGACUGAAAUGUGGUGGCUUCAUCUUUGCUCUUCGCCUCAACCACACAAUGAGCGACGCUGCAGCUCUAGUUCAGUUCAUGGGGGCCGUGGCUGAGAUGGCACGAGGCUGCCUUGCCCCCUCAAUUCCACCUGUUUGGGAAAGACACCACCUUAAUGCUCGUUACCCUCCACGUGUGACAUGCACUCACCAUGAGUAUGAUGAGGUUGCUGACACCAAAGGCACUAUCAUCCCACUUGAUGACAUGGCCCACCGCUCUUUCUUCUUUGGCCCUGCGGAAAUAGCAGCCAUACGAAGAUUCGUUCCCCUCCACCUUCGAGGGUGUUCAACCUUCGAAGUGUUGACUGCUUGCUUGUGGCGGUGCCGCACCAUAGCCUUGCAACCUGACCCUAACGAAGAGAUGCGGAUCAUAUGUAUUGUCAACGCACGUUCAAAAUUCAAUCCUCCAUUGCCAGUGGGAUUUUAUGGGAACGGAUUUGCAUUCCCGGUGGCUCUAACCACGGCAGCUAAACUCUGUGCAAACCCUUUUGGAUAUGCAUUGGAUCUAGUGAGAAGGGCUAAGGCAGACGUAACAGAAGAGUACAUGAAAUCAGUGGCGGAUAUGAUGGUGAUUAAGGGGCGGCCUCACUUUACCGUAGUGCGGUCCUACCUGGUGUCAGAUGUCACACGAGCUGGAUUCGUAGAUGUUGACUUUGGAUGGGGAAAACCUGCAUAUGGUGGGCCUGCUAAAGGUGGAGUGGGGGCGAUUCCAGGUGUGGCUAGCUUUUACAUACCCUUCAAGAACAAGAAGGGAGAGAAUGGUAUUGUGGUUCCACUUUGCCUGCCGGCUCCAGCUAUGGAAAGGUUUAUCGGGGAGCUGGAUAGCAUGUUAAAGGAGCAGCCUUCUAAAACCAUUGUUUCUGCACUGUAAAAGAAAAAUGGCUGAAAAUGGUAGUUAUUUUCUUUUUCGAAGGUGGAAGAGACAGACUUUGAGGGAUUGAAUAAUAAUGUAGUGUAUCUGGUGUUUUGAUAUUAAUUAGAAUUUAUCUUUAAUCUCU